Raphanus sativus (radish) is the source of this 939-nucleotide messenger RNA. Its product is annotated as protein SOB FIVE-LIKE 5-like. Lineage: Eukaryota; Viridiplantae; Streptophyta; Magnoliopsida; Brassicales; Brassicaceae. The record is from RefSeq and is a predicted model, not a curated record. The transcript has 4 exons. Gene Ontology annotation, biological process: cytokinin biosynthetic process. Bases 143 to 646 code for a protein of 167 amino acids.
GUAUAGAUGCAUGUGUAUAAAUCAAGUCGAUACUUCACCCACAGAUUUUCUCUUAAAUCUUUCUCCACACAACAGUUCAAUCUCAAGAACCUAAAAAAGAGAGUUAUUUUCUUUUACAAAACACAAUAAAAAAAGAAGGAAAAUGUUGGGUUCAUCAGAAUGGAGUAGUGGAUGCGAGUCAGGAUGGACUUUGUACUUAGACCAUUCUGUUUCUUCUUUUCCAAGUUCUUCUUGUUUCAAAGACAUCAAUGGGUUUGAAAACGGAAGAAGAAGCAAAGAUUCAUGGAGUCAAAACUAUGUGCAUCCAGAAGAAGAUGAAGAAGAAGAUUUGUCGAUGAUGUCAGAUGCAUCUUCUGGCCCAAGGAAUAUUUGUGAGGAAGAUUCUGUGAAAAAGUUAAACAGUGUUGGUCCCAAGAAACAGAACAAGAGUGAAAAGAAAAGAAGAAAUUAUGAGAAAACGAACUCGGUUCUUGAUGAUACUGCUAGUUCUCAUAUCUUGCAGCAAAGUGCGGGUGAUAAUAAGAUAGAGCAAACCUUUCCAGAGAGUACAUUGGAUUAUUCGCAAGGCUUCUCGGCAACUCACAUUCAGGACAAAGCAGCAUUUCAAGAACAAUAUGGUUAUUUGCAAAUGGAGACAAGAUACUAGAUAACCAGAGGUGGUUUUUAGUGUGAAGAUCGAAAUGAAGAGCAGCUAUUUUGGACAAAUUAGAAGAAACUUGUAUUCAAGUAAGAAAGGAAGGGCUAGAGGAAAAAAAUGCCAUAGAAAAAAACCCAAAAUGAAGAUAUACGACCAAAGAAAGGUUCUCAAAUCUCCAAUAGUUCAGAUUUUUUUUCUUUUUUUUGCAAUUUCGCCACAAACGAGCUUUUCCUUGUAGCCUCCCUUAUGUAACUCUUGGUUUACAACACUUCAAUUGCAGUUUUUCUUGUCAUAGUGUAGCA